AUGUGGAGGCUCUGUGUCUUCUUCGUCAUCACUAUGGCCCUUGCCAGCACCGUAUCGCGAAUCACUGGUGUAAAGCCACCCAAACUCCCACACUCUCACGUCAGGGUUGACGAAUUCUUGAUGCAGGACCUUGGAGAUGCUCUAGUCGUCACAAACCCUCCGGGAGUUGUCUAUGAGGCGACGCUGCCGGACACGCCAUUCUUCAAAGGAUGCUCGUUGAACGACAACGUCCGAGGCAUUAUCACCGCCGUAACAGCUCCGGAUGGAAACGGCGUCAAGUUUACAGUCGACUUUUCGAACCUGCCAAACGAGGGUGGACCUUUCACCUACCAUCUCCAUGUUGAUCCGAUCCCAGAGGACGGAAACUGCACCAAAGCACUCGCACACCACGACCCGUUCAUCCGCGGAGAGGCUAUACCGUGCGAUGCCUCCAGGCCUGAGACCUGCCAGGUGGGUGACCUGAGCGGCAAGCACGGCUCCGUCACUGGCGACCACCAACAAACCUACAUCGAUCCCUAUCUUUCGAAUGUGAGGGGUCCGGGCGCUUUUUUUGGCAACCGUAGUUUCGUUUUUCACUUCGCAAACAAGACGCGUAUCAGCUGCGCGAACUUCAAGCUGGUCAAGAGGUCUGCACCAUAUGACAAUACAACCGGCGUCUCCAAUACCGGUCACGCUACCAGUGCUCGAGCCAUUGCGACUCCUCGCAGCCAUGUGCCGUAUCUCAGCGCAUCUUCCACGGUUGGCGCGUCAUUUUGUUUACUGGCUGCGGCCUCCACUCUAAUCUAUCUUAUCCAAGAAAUUUCCAACGUUUGA
Molecule: messenger RNA, 813 nt
Organism: Colletotrichum destructivum
Lineage: Eukaryota; Fungi; Ascomycota; Sordariomycetes; Glomerellales; Glomerellaceae
Product: Putative superoxide dismutase-like, copper/zinc binding domain superfamily
Exons: 2
Coding region: 1-813 (270 amino acids)
Biological process (GO): superoxide metabolic process
Molecular function (GO): metal ion binding
Source: RefSeq, a predicted model, not a curated record